Homarus americanus (American lobster) is the source of this 1354-nucleotide messenger RNA. RefSeq names its product techylectin-5A-like. The coding region runs from base 118 to 1080 and encodes 320 amino acids. NCBI's taxonomy places the organism in Eukaryota, Metazoa, Arthropoda, Malacostraca, Decapoda, Nephropidae. The record is from RefSeq and is a predicted model, not a curated record. The transcript has 9 exons.
AAGACGAACAUUUCAUCGCAAUCGUCAGCACCACACAGGUUGUCUAGCUAGUGACCACAGCCGUCAACCGGAGAAUAACUUUCGCAACUUCUUGAAUCAACUUCAGGAGCACCCAACAUGAGCAAGAUGAGGGUGGUGUGGGCGUGCUUGUGGACGGUGGUACUUGGCGUGUGUGCCACCACAGCCACCCAGUUCCAGAAGGAGACUGACGUGGAAGGUGUCAACAAGGCCCAAGAGUUCCGGCAGGACGCUCGACUGGACGAGAAAGACCAAGAGUUGCAAGAGAAAGACGAGAGUCUGCUACAACAAAUUCAUCCAGUUGAUAGUUUUAUGACGGGAUCCAAGAAUGAUGCUGCAAGUUCCAGGAUAUCAGUGGCCUCAAAUCUGAGGCCCGUGGACUGUGCCGACUAUCUGAUGAGCGGCGCCAACACCAGCGGUGUUUACGAGAUCUACCCUUUUACGUGCGCGUGCAGCAGUCCGGUGCAAGUGUGGUGUGACAUGGAGACGGACGGAGGCGGGUGGACGGUGUUCUUGAGUCGUCAGAGGCAAAGUCCUCAAGAGAACUUCAACCGUUCCUGGGUCGAUUACAAGAACGGCUUUGGCAACGUCUCAGGCGAAUACUGGCUCGGGAACGAAAUACUGCACAAAUUAACAGCCAGUAGAGACUACUCACUGCGUCUUGAUAUGGACUAUCAGUCCGGUGCUCUCCACUACUUCACAUAUGCUUCCUUCAGUGUUGCUAACGAAGCAUCCAGAUACAGAGUGACAAGGACCGGCAGCUCAUCAGGAACUGUGUCCAGCCACUGCUUCUACUCCGGAAGUUCAUCCUUCACUACCUAUGACCGCGACUACGACUCCUAUAGCGGUAACUGUGCGUCUGUAAAGGGUGGAGGUUGGUGGUACUAUAACUGCCGCUACAACAAUCCCACCUCGCCCUACAACCAGGGCCUCAACUACACCUGCUACUACAACAGUGUGGUGAGGGUCUCCAAGCUACAGCUCAAGAUACGACCAGCAAUCUGCGACUCUCCCAUCAAGACCAUCAAUGCCAACUCCUAUAACUGUGGUGGAUGUGAAUAGAGCAAACAGGGUACGACCUGACCUGACCUGACCUGAGGACUCGGAUAUAUGGCUAAGACCAAGACCCACAGCCUCACACAACAACAACUGUCAACACGCCAUCCUAGACUGGUGGCACGGAUGGUGUGAUACACUUACUUGUGUCUUGUUCUUUACUACCAUAGAUGUAGUACAUAACUUAUGGCAACAUGAUCCUAUAUAUUUGUUAUGGUAUAAAGCACAUAGGAGUUUUAUAUCUAAUGGAAGAAACAUUAAACUAAACGAAGAAAUUAUA